AUGAAGUCUCAUGAAAUUAGCAUUACUAUACCAAACGUUGAAAAGACAAUUCAAAUCAACACCGGAUUAUUUAUCAAUAACGAAUUCGUAGAGGCAGUUGAUGGUAAAAAAUUUGAAACAAUUAAUCCAUCGACAGGAGAAGUAAUUGCAAAGGUUUCAGAAGCAUCAGAAAAAGAUGUUGAUAUUGCAGUUGAAGCAGCUGUAGAAGCUUAUAACAAUGUCUGGUGUCACGUGGAGGGAAAUGAGCGGGGUCGUUUGUUGAAUAAAUUGGCUGAUCUUAUGGAACGAGAUUUGGAUGAAUUAGCAGCAUUGGAAUCUUUAGAUAAUGGUAAAACUUUAUCUUUUGCAAAAAAAGUAGAUUUAUCCGGUGCAAUUGAUUGUUAUAGAUAUUAUGCAGGAUGGUCUGAUAAAAUUCAUGGAAAGGUGAUAGAAACUUCAAAGAAUACACAUUCAUAUGUGCGACAUGAACCGUACGGUUGUGUUGGUGCAAUAACUCCUUGGAAUUUUCCUUUGUUGAUACAAUCAUGGAAAUUGGCACCAGCUUUAGCAUGUGGUAACACUGUAGUUUUGAAAACGUCAGAAUAUACGCCAUUAUCAGCAUUAAAAGUUGCUGAAUUAUUUAAAGAAGCAGGAUUUCCUAAAGGUGUUGUUAAUAUUUUAUCGGGGUACGGUACACCUACCGGUGUUGCCAUGGUUAAACAUGAAAAAAUUGAAAAAAUCACGUUUACAGGAUCCACGAGUGUUGGAAAAAAAAUUCUUAAGGCAUCAGCUGACAGUAAUUUGAAAAAAGUAACAUUGGAAUUGGGAGGUAAAUCACCAAAUAUAAUUUUGGAAGAUGCAGACCUGGAUGAAGCAGUGAAAUGGGCAAACGCGGGAAUAUAUUUUAAUCAUGGUCAAUGUUGUACUGCUGGUUCUCGUGUUUAUGUUCAGGACACAAUCUAUGAUCAAUUCUUGGAAAAGUUUAAAGAACAUACCAACAAAAUCAAAGUUGGUGACCCAUUUUCUGAUGAUACUUAUCAAGGUCCUCAAAUCUCACAAGAACAAUUUGAUAAAAUAAUGUCUUAUAUUGAAAGUGGCAAGGAAGAAGGUGCUACUUGUUUAGUAGGUGGCGAAAGAUUAGGUGAUAAAGGUUAUUUUAUUAAACCAACAAUUUUCACGGAUGUGGAUGAAAAAAUGAAAAUAAUGCAAGAGGAAAUUUUUGGACCCGUAGUUGCAAUAUCAAAAUUUAAAACCGUUGAGGAAGCCAUUGAAAAAGCUCAUAUAACUAAAUAUGGUUUGGCUGCCGCUAUUUUUACCAAAGAUAUUUCAAAAGCAAUUAAAAUUUCUAAAUCAUUAAAAGCUGGAACUGUUUGGGUGAAUUGUUUUAAUUCACUAUAUUCAAGCGUUCCUUUUGGUGGGUAUAAAGAAUCUGGCAUUGGUCGUGAACUUGGAAAAUAUGCUUUAGAUCAAUAUACUCAACUUAAAGCUGUCCAUAUUAAUUUGGAAAAUUAA
This is a messenger RNA of Entrophospora sp. SA101, 1491 nucleotides long. The record is from the annotation of a GenBank genome assembly. NCBI's taxonomy places the organism in Eukaryota, Fungi, Glomeromycota, Glomeromycetes, Entrophosporales, Entrophosporaceae.